Molecule: messenger RNA, 1112 nt
Organism: Setaria italica (foxtail millet)
Lineage: Eukaryota; Viridiplantae; Streptophyta; Magnoliopsida; Poales; Poaceae
Product: cyclin-dependent protein kinase inhibitor EL2
Exons: 1
Coding region: 532-930 (132 amino acids)
Source: RefSeq, a predicted model, not a curated record
CCGUUAUCCCGUUCUUCUCCUCUCCGCCGCCCCCAUUCUGUCCUCGUCACGCUGCGAGCGGCAAAUGGCUCCAGCAACGAGCGGAGCUCCGCUCCAGCCUCGGCCGUGCUGCUCCAACAGUGCCCCGCCGCGCCCCUCCCUCGUCUUGCUCUGGCCCCGCAGCGCAGUGACCAGUGGGUGGGAGGAACGGAACACCUGCCUUCCCCUCUCCUUCCUUGCUCCCAUCGGUUCGGUUCCGUUCCUUCCACCGCACGGCGCUCGUGUCUUCUCCAUUUCACACCUGCUCUCCUCUGCUCUGCUCCUAGCCGCCUCCACCUCCUGUCCUCCUUAUAAACAGAACAGGUCGGUCUCCGCGUCGCUCGCACGCACCAGCAAUCGAUUCGCCCUGCCUUCCUUGUUUACCUCCUCCGCUCAGCGGCAGCUGCUUCCUUGUCAGCUCACCAGCUACCUGCUCUGCUCCACCUGCACCUAGCUUUGCUUUGCUUUGCUUGCUUACUUAGGAUUCUUUUAGGAUCCCCAGCAGGCAAAGGCAUGUCGGCGUCGCCCGAGUUCUACAAGCCCGCCGCCCCCGCGGCCUUCACGUCGCCCUGCGCCUCGCCGCUCCCAGCCCCAGCCGGAUUUGUUGGAUUCGGAGCCGACGACUACUACAGCUGCCGGACGCCGACGGGCAGCGGCAUCACCUACCUCAAGGAGCCCACCACGUGCCCGCCGGCGCCCAGGAAGCCUCCGGCGCCCCUGUGCAAGAAGCGCCUCUUCCACUUGCAGCAGACGCCGGAGGUCCCCCUCAUCAGCGUGAGCCUCGACGAGCUGGAGCGCACCUUCCGCCCGCACCACCCACCACCAAAGGCCGACAAAAGACGCCGCUCCCUCCGCCACCCAAAACAGCAGCAGCACCGCACCUUGGAUAGUAGUACUAGUGUGUCUAAUUAGGAGGAAGGACCAUGAUCCAUACUUGUCGUUGUUGUUGUUACAAGCAAAACAAUGUGCUAGUAGUAGUUAGUACCCGCCAGUGUCUAAAUUGUAUGCUGCUCUAGCAGUAGCACCAACUGUUGUAAAUCAAACUUUACUUGUGCUGUAAAAUUUCGACAAACAUCUUGCUGUUCGUUUACUUA